AUGUUUUUCUGGGGUGGUUAUAGUUUCCAGAUACCACAUCGGGCAGAAAAGGAGGGACAACCGCCCUUAAGGUUUCCCAUGUAUGUACCACCUUGCAUUUCCACUUUAAAUGAUACGUGUUCCACCACAAUGAACGGAAAUUUAGGGCCAGGUGGAGCUUCAGGUCUUCAGACAACACUGGAGCGAAUUCUUCACCAGCGUCUGCAGAUUCGUCUGGCGUCUUGCGGCGCAAAACAUGCGGUUUUGGUGCUCGCGGACAGUUCGACUUCUACGUUUUCAUCACAACCGCUGCCACAUGGUGUGGGGGAGGUGUUUGAGGCUCCUCAAACAUGCCAUGGUUUUCCCACCUAUGGAGGCGCAAUGACAUAUGGCUUGGGGAGUAAUCACAGUGGCCAGCUUGGGCAACACGUUGCGACCUAUACGACGUCGCUCACCAAUCUUCACUUGGAAGAAGUUAUGGAGGGUACGAUUGUGAGUGUGGCAUGUGGUGAGCGGCACACAUUAGUAUGCACUUCAUCUGGCUGCGUAUACGCUUCGGGGGACAACAGCUGCGGUCAGCUAGGGCUACCAACACAUAUUGGUUGCAAGAUACGAUCUGGCUUCAAUAAUGGCGCAGCUUGUGUCACUAAAUUUACUCAGAUCCCUGGUAUUGCACGCAUCAAGCAAGUUUACGCAAGUUACAACGCUUCCUUUGCCCUUAAUGCACAAGGUCAGCUCUAUUCCUGGGGGAGUGCCAUGGAAGGCCACCUUGGGCACAAUGACAACGGCGAGCGAAUUGACCCCAGUACUAUGAGGGUUGUGAUUGAAAAUACCAUUACACCGCGUCUGGUUCGCUGGUUCGAGCAGCAUCACGUAUCUUUGGUAGAGGUAGCUGUUGGACGUGCGCACAUAGUAUGUCGUAGCACCGAGGACAUAUAUACCUUCGGGGAGGGCUUUUUUGGCAAGCUGGGACACGGUGAUGUGCUGCCUAGGCUUCAGCCAACUCGCGUUAAAUUUCCGCCGCGAAAGCAACCUGAGAGUCUGAUUUCCAUUGCGGCAGGUGAUGACCAUACGCUUGUGCUGAAUGAAAAUUCAAGCAUCGGUUCAAUUGUUUACUUUUUUGGCAGACUCGGGAAUGGCGAUGGGCAACUACACCCCCUUGUCGUGCCUAUGCCGACUGCAGUUCCGCUCACACGCGUGUUUUCUAGCCGAGGCAAUCAGUGCCUUGCGUUAAGCAUGGAGGGCGUACUCUAUGUGUGGGGUAAACAUAGCUACCCCAAGGUGUAUAAUGGGACAAAUUCUUCUGCACUACGGGCAAGGCCUUCUGCUGUUGAGGUACUGCUGUCUUAUCGACUGACAGGAGUUGCAGCUGGUGGGACCUUUCUGAUCGCAUUUGCCUCUGAGAGGAAGACUAAGAAUCAGGAUAUGAGUACGUGUGUUGCAAAGGAUGAUGAAGGUGAGAUUUUCACGGGCUCUUUGGGGAAAGAAGGUCAUGAGUGGGACGUUGUAGUCCCGCAUGAUGCCCGCGUAGGGGCCAAUCAUCAAGGUGAUCCAGAGGAGGUUUACGAAGAGGGCGUUAGGCGCUUUCUACAACAGUACCUUGGGGAGGAGCUGGGGGCAGCUUAUGCUGCAGGUCUGCCUGCAGCACCUGCACGAGCGCGUAUCGUCAGGUAUCAGUUUGAAAAGAUUGGUUCUCACGGUUUAACAGUGGGACAGAAAGUGCGUCUUUGGAUGACAGACCUUUAUGCAAUUGGUACAGUUUUAAAGAUAGAGAAUUCCCAUAAGCCAAUUUUGACCCGCGAUGAAUCCACAUUUGGAUUACUGCAGUCUGAUAAUCAGAGCAAUGGGUUGAAAGCAGAGGUUAGCGAUGACGUAAAAAAUCAAAAUGAUGGUGUGUGUAAUGUUGCGUCUCACCCAGAAGCAAGACAGAAAACAAGAGGUCCGGGGUGUCGUGUACGCAUUGGAUGGCAGCGGGAUGAUUGGAAUAGCGAGGUCGUUACGCUGUAUUCUGAUGACGAAACCCUAUCUGACGAUAAUCCUAAUCGCUGGCAACCCUAUUGGUUUGAACGGAAUGACAGAAAGGAAUAUACAAUUGCAAAGAGUUAUUGA
Phytomonas sp. EM1 is the source of this 2088-nucleotide messenger RNA. The record is from the annotation of a GenBank genome assembly. NCBI's taxonomy places the organism in Eukaryota, Euglenozoa, Kinetoplastea, Trypanosomatida, Trypanosomatidae.